AUGGAAGCCAUCGUUGCGCAACCCUCGUCGUACGAAUUCAAGCCCAUGGGGCGCAAGGAGCAGAAGCUGUUCCGUCAACAGAUUGCUCUGUACAUUGAGGGUAUCGCGCUCGGGCAUAAGUUUGAAGGCGCCCUUUUGCAGCAAGGGACAGAAGCUUCUGUGGAGGAUAGGGAGAAUGCUGGUGGUAGUUCCGGGCACGCUGAUGGGGGUUACGCUGGCGGUCGACUGUUACCACACCGCCCGCGGGAGAGGUUACGUUGCACAAGGAAGCCGAAGGAGGCGUCUGAGGGGAGCAAGGGGAAGGCAAAGGAGGUGUCCGAGGGGGAUGAGUGGAAGAAGGAGAAGAGGAAGUUGAAGGAGAAGCUGGAUGAGGAGAGGAGCGAGAAAGAGCAUAUGCGGGAGGAGUUGCGGAAGGAGGCGGAGCUUGCUAGAGGAAAAGGAGAAGGAGACCAAGUAUGUCGGGCACGCGAACCAGACCAGCUCAAGACGGCCGCGGAAGGUGCCGUUGCCGGGCUUGGGCCGCAGGUCGACAAGGCUGUGAAGGCCGCUGUGACGUCUGGUGUCUCGGAUGCAGCGAAAACCCUGCAUGACGUUCUCGUCGAAACCGUCAAGGGGGUGGUCAACAAGAAGCUGGAGGAGAUGAAAGCCUCCAUUGUCGCGCAGGUCGACAAACGUGUCCGCGAGGUUGUCGUUGAGUCAACCAAGGGUUUGAAGGCAGAGAUCGUCUCCAUGGUUCGGGAUACGACGAGACAGGCCUUUGGCGAAGCUGGAUUCGCAGCUCUUCCUAGCGUUUUUGGUGCAGCAACAGCUUUGGCACGCCAAGGUGGAGGAGGGGGUGCUAGUGGGAAGCAUCCUCGUGGGAUGAUGAGAGUGAUACGCGUGGUGGGUUGGCAGCAGAUACGGUCCAUGGCGAAGUCGCGCGGCAGAAACGCUCGAAGGCUGGCGGGAUGGACAAGGGUGUGGGGGACGUCCCAUCGAAACAAUCCUCUCGUGCGGAGGGUGGUGUUGCCCCUUUGCACAUAG
Messenger RNA from Closterium sp. Yama58-4, 1023 nucleotides. Lineage: Eukaryota; Viridiplantae; Streptophyta; Zygnematophyceae; Desmidiales; Closteriaceae. The record is from the annotation of a GenBank genome assembly.